AGCCCGCACGCCGCCCGGGGACGAAGCCGCCGGCAGGCGCGGGAAGGCGAGCGCAGCUGUUGCCCGGCCCCGCGCGCCCCUGCCCGCGGGCUCCGGGUGUCCGCGGGGCGGCGCCGCGGAACAUGACGGCGCCCUGGGCGGCCCUCGCCCUCCUCUGGGGAUCGCUGUGCGCGGGCUCUGGGCGCGGCGAGGCCGAGACGCGGGAGUGCAUCUACUACAACGCCAACUGGGAGCUGGAGCGCACCAACCAGAGCGGCCUGGAGCGCUGCGAGGGCGAGCGGGACAAGCGGCUGCACUGCUACGCCUCCUGGCGCAACAGCUCCGGCACCAUCGAGCUCGUCAAGAAGGGCUGCUGGCUGGACGACUUCAACUGCUACGACAGGCAGGAGUGCGUGGCCACCGAGGAGAACCCCCAGGUGUACUUCUGCUGCUGCGAAGGCAACUUCUGCAACGAGCGCUUCACCCACCUGCCAGAGGCCGGCGGCCCGGAAGUCACGUACGAGCCACCCCCGACAGCCCCCACCCUGCUCACGGUGCUGGCCUACUCGCUGCUGCCCAUCGGGGGCCUGUCCCUCCUUGUCCUGCUGGCCUUCUGGAUAUACCGGCAUCGCAAGCCUCCCUACGGCCACGUGGACGUCCAUGAGGACCCCGCGCCUCCCCCGCCGUCCCCUCUGGUGGGGCUGAAGCCGCUGCAGCUGCUGGAGGUCAAGGCCCGGGGGCGCUUUGGCUGUGUCUGGAAGGCCCAGCUCAUGAACGACUUCGUGGCCGUCAAGAUCUUCCCGCUCCAGGACAAGCAGUCGUGGCAGAGUGAGCGGGAGAUCUUCAGCACGCCCGGCAUGAGGCACGAGAACCUGCUGCAGUUCAUCGCUGCGGAGAAGCGAGGCUCCAGCCUGGAGGUGGAGCUGUGGCUCAUCACGGCCUUCCACGACAAGGGCUCCCUCACGGAUUACCUCAAGGGGAACAUCAUCACGUGGAAUGAACUGUGUCACGUGGCAGAGACGAUGUCACGAGGCCUCUCGUACCUGCACGAGGACGUGCCCUGGUGCCGUGGUGAGGGCCACAAGCCGUCUAUUGCCCACAGGGACUUCAAGAGCAAGAAUGUACUGCUGAAGAGCGACCUCACGGCCGUGCUGGCCGACUUCGGCCUGGCCGUUCGGUUUGAGCCGGGAAAACCCCCAGGGGAUACACAUGGGCAGGUGGGCACGAGACGGUACAUGGCCCCUGAGGUGCUGGAGGGAGCCAUCAACUUCCAGAGAGACGCCUUCCUGCGCAUCGACAUGUACGCCAUGGGGCUGGUGCUGUGGGAGCUGGUGUCCCGCUGCAAGGCUGCCGACGGACCUGUGGACGAGUACAUGCUGCCCUUCGAGGAGGAGAUCGGCCAGCACCCCUCCCUGGAGGAGCUGCAGGAGGUGGUUGUGCACAAGAAGAUGAGGCCCGCCAUUAAGGAUCACUGGCUGAAGCACCCGGGCCUGGCCCAGCUCUGUGUGACCAUCGAGGAGUGCUGGGACCACGACGCGGAGGCGCGCCUGUCUGCGGGCUGCGUGGAGGAGCGGGUGUCCCUGAUGCGCAGGUCCGUCAACGGCACUACCUCGGACUGCCUCGUCUCCCUGGUGACCUCCGUCACCAACGUGGACCUGCCUCCGAAAGAGUCGAGCAUCUGAGCCCGGGCGCGGGUGGCGCGAAGAGGAAAGGAAGAGACGUUGUGUUUUGUUUUGGAAAUCCCAUAAAACCAACACACACGAGAUGCAGCUGCUAUUUCCCUUGACUUUUUAUUAUUGUUAUAUUAUUAUAAUUAUUAUUAUUAAUGUUAUUUUUGGAUUGGAUCAGUUUUUACCAGCAUCUUGCUCUACUGUACGCACGCAGCGGACACGUCACACGUCAGCAGGCGCAUGGAGGUGCUGAGCUGUGGAUGCAGAGCCAGCGCCCUGCUGAGGAGCCUCGGCCGCCGCCUGUCCCGCUCCCGUCUGGGUCUCAGAAUCUGUGACACAGACACCCAGCUCCUGUCUUAGGAAAUCUAAUGCUGCAAACUCUACCUAGAGGACCUUGAAGACUGUUACAUAAGCGCACCCCUCCUCCGGGGCGGAGGGCCCGUGCCCCGCCCCGCCCCGGCCUGCCCUGCCCUGCCCGGUUCGGUUCGGUUUCUCCCUCCUGAGACGUGAGCUUCAGAAAGCAGCCGUGUCUGCCCUGGAUCUCACGGCGGGGGGUGCUGACCGUGGGAACACUGGCACGAGGACGCGGCUGGCGGGAGGCCCGUGUGGGGGUGGGGUUGGCACAGAGCUACACUGGACUCGGGCACACAGCAGCGACCCUGCUGCGGAGGCUACUUCUCAGGUAACCAGGGACCGAGGGCGAGGACGGCCAGGCGGGCUCGGGGCGGCUCUGGGGGCAGGGCCAGCUCCUCCCUGCUGGCGGCCGCCCAGUGUCCUCCCACUCGCUGGGGCUGGGCCGGAGCGCGGGACAGUGUUCCUGCCCUGACUGAAGUGGGCGAGGGUAGGAAUGAUCCGACAGGUGAUGCGUUCUUCCCCCGGCGGACCGGUCAGGGAGACGCCCGGGGCGUCCUGGGAGCUGGGGCGGGCGCUGUCCCGCCGCUCUGCCUGUGCCCCUUGCUGGCUCGUGGACACAGCUUUCUCCAGACCCCUGCAAGUGGUGCAUACACUGAGAACUGUUUCCUGUUCGCCAUAACCUUGCUGUAGUCAGUGAGCGUCCCUAAUGCUGCUGCUCCAACAGUGGACUUUCCUAAUUUAUGAAACACGCUGAUUUUUUCCCAACAAGGCACAUGCAUCCACAUGUACACACAUGCUUCG
Oryctolagus cuniculus (rabbit) is the source of this 2804-nucleotide messenger RNA. RefSeq names its product activin A receptor type 2B (gene ACVR2B). The record is from RefSeq and is a predicted model, not a curated record. Gene Ontology annotation, molecular function: activin binding; activin receptor activity; ATP binding. Gene Ontology annotation, biological process: cellular response to growth factor stimulus; protein phosphorylation; activin receptor signaling pathway. NCBI's taxonomy places the organism in Eukaryota, Metazoa, Chordata, Mammalia, Lagomorpha, Leporidae. Gene Ontology annotation, cellular component: plasma membrane; activin receptor complex.